GUAGUCAGUCUAGUUAGCAUAAGUUUAUGGUUUAACAGAUGCACGUUUUAUUAUUGCCGACAGUUAAUAGUUUCUACAAAUUGGAAUUCUAAUUAAAGAACACGGUGCAGUUAUUGUUAUAUACGUAAAAAAAAUCGUUUCGAUGUUUUCUAAAUAGGUAAACGCGCACGUCAGGUCGCACGAAACCUACGGAAGUCUAGGCUUGCAGUUCUAACCUCAACAUGUUCCACGGGUGCAAGAGAUUCUGUGCGAGUGGCCUGAGGCUACCUGCACAGAUCGCGUCGUCGAGACACGCCGGUACGCAGUCCAAGGCAGAAGCGAGGAAACGGAGAAGCCAGCUUUUCGACCAAGAGAAGCGAAGGCAACGAUCGGAACUGGGUAGAAUCGAAAAGAUAGAAGUGAAGUACAAGUCGGCGGAAGACGAGAUUGUAAUGGCGAUGAAUCGGAACAUCUCUACGCCGUACGACUGUGCCAGGCACAUUUCCGAAGGCGUCGCCAAGAUGUCCGCCAUUGCCUCGGUGGACGGUCACGUUUGGGACAUGCACAGGCCGUUUACAGGCAGCUGCGAAUUGGAACUGGUGACGAUGCAAAGCCCGCGGAUACGCGCGGUUAACUAUGCCUUCUGGCGGACUUGUUCGUUGAUCCUGGGCGCUGUGGCGGACAGCGCGUUCAAGGAUCACAUAAAUGUACAUUUACACAGCUUUCCCAUCCCGGUAAUCAGCUCUGGUAGCUUUACUUACGACAUAUUCGUCGAUCUGCCGGACUGGCGGCCAACCGACUCUGAGUUACGUGCUAUGUCUGCGCUCUUUGUCAAGUUGUCGAAUUGCGAAUUGCAACUGGAAAGAUUGGAAGUGCCUUGCAGCGUCGCGCUGGAUAUGUUUCAGGAUAAUCCUUUCAAAUCCGAGCAGAUACCCAAUAUCGCCAAACACAACGACAACGAUAAGGUAACAUUGUAUCGCCUGGGAGACCAUGUGGACAUCAGCAAAGGUCCCAUGGUGGGCAAUAGCGGCUUGAUAGGACGCGUUACUGUAUCGGCAGUACAUAAACUUACAAAUGCGGCCGUGGAUGGUCUGUAUCGCUUCCAGGGCAUUGCUCUCCCUAAAGGUAUUCUGCUUAAUCAUUUUGCCUACAAUAUCCUGGAAAAUCGCGCUAAGAAAUUGAAUGCUACCACCACGUGGCAACCUCAAGCACAGGAAGAAGAGGUCAGCGUAAAGGCGUCCGCGAAUUAAAGACACUCAAUAUUUCAUUCAAUAUUUAAGGAAGUACUCGUGUAAAUAAAUGCUCUUUCAGUCAUUUGAUUGUAAA
Molecule: messenger RNA, 1305 nt
Organism: Temnothorax curvispinosus
Lineage: Eukaryota; Metazoa; Arthropoda; Insecta; Hymenoptera; Formicidae
Gene: mRpL39
Product: 39S ribosomal protein L39, mitochondrial
Exons: 3
Coding region: 222-1229 (335 amino acids)
Biological process (GO): threonyl-tRNA aminoacylation
Cellular component (GO): mitochondrion
Molecular function (GO): threonine-tRNA ligase activity; nucleotide binding
Source: RefSeq, a predicted model, not a curated record